Molecule: messenger RNA, 1611 nt
Organism: Tripterygium wilfordii
Lineage: Eukaryota; Viridiplantae; Streptophyta; Magnoliopsida; Celastrales; Celastraceae
Product: probable leucine-rich repeat receptor-like protein kinase At1g35710
Exons: 1
Coding region: 132-1364 (410 amino acids)
Molecular function (GO): protein binding
Source: RefSeq, a predicted model, not a curated record
ACAUUUAUAAUUUUAUACAUGUAGAUUAUAUAUAUAAUCUAACCUCUGUUCUUCUUGGACCAUCACCACCUGUAUUACUGUCUCUCUCUUUCUGGAUCAACUGAAUCACACACACACUCUCUCUCGCCGACAUGGCUAAGUUCUUUUUUCCUCUGGUUCUUCUACUCAUUCUACACUCUGCAAUUCCAUCACUGCAAAAAAUGAGCCCCGUCGAUCUUGCAGCUCUAUCAGCCAUAAAGGACAGUCUCAUUGACAUUAAGCAUAACAACUUCUUCUCCACCUGGGACUUCACCGCACCUGAUCCCUGCUCGUCCUUCUCCGGCAUUGCUUGUUCUUCUCUUAACAGAGUCAUUUCUCUGACCCUCGGAACCGGACUCUCUGGCUCACCUGGACUAGCGGGGUCACUCUCCCCCUCCAUAGCCAAUCUCACCGAGUUAACCCAACUCAUUCUCUUCUCCGGACUCGUCACUGGUCCUAUACCUCCCCAAAUCGGCCAACUCAAGAAUCUCCGAGUCAUUUCCUUGACCAAGAAUCGCUUAACUGGUCCUAUCCCCACUACAUUCUCUUCCCUCCCAAAUCUACACACGCUCGAUCUGAGUUUCAACGAACUCACCGGAUCAAUCUCGCCGGGUCUCACGGGGUUGACUCAGUUGAAGGUCCUCAUCUUGGCUUCCAAUCGUCUCUCCGGCGACCUGCCCGACGUCGUUUCGACUGAGCUACUGCAUUUGGAUUUGAAAAUCAACAAAUUAACGGGAAAGCUGCCGUUAAGUUUACCGUCAACGAUCCGUUACCUGUCAUUGUCAGAAAACACGAUGUGGGGCCAGAUCAACGGACUACAAUCACUCUCAGAGUUAGUGUUUCUCGAUCUAAGCAUGAACCAAUUCAGUGGGCCCAUCCCUCCUUCACUGUUCGAUCCGAGACUCUCGUUAAUGUUCCUGCAACGGAACAAUUUAUCCGGAGGGGUCCCACCGAGGACGUCGGACCCCACAGCGUCGUACGGUGAGGGAUCGAUCGUGGACCUCAGCCACAACUUCCUGACGGGGGAAUUAUCAGGUGUCUUGGCGGGAGUCGAGACGCUGUUCUUGAAUAACAACCGUCUGAUGGGAACGAUUCCGCAAGAUUACAUUGACAGCGUGUACAGUGGGACCACCAAGACAUUGUACUUGCAGCACAAUUACAUGUCUCGGUUUCCGUUGAAACCCGGUAGGGAGUUGCCUGAUACGGCGUCGAUAUGCUUGGUUUAUAACUGCAUGGUACCGCCGGUUGGGCUCACAACUUGCCCGGCCAGCGCCGGUGAUCAACUAUCGAGACCGGCUCCGCAGUGUUCAGGAGUUUUUGAGAUUCUCAAUUCUAGUAUCCCAUAGAUAUCUGGGACGUAAGUAAUUUCUAUACAGUAGAAAAAUUAGUUUAUUAUACUGAUUCUGGUUUGGUAUAUUGUUUUUUUUUUGUUUCAUAUUUUAUGUGUCUGUAAGAGACUGAACCAUAGAUAUUAAUAUUGUGAUGUACCAUUUGUGUUGAUACUUGUCUACAUCCUAGAGGUCACAGUCUCGCAGAUUAAACUUCAGAAAGCAAUACACAAGUUUAAUUUCCGAAAGCCGUUUUUUUACAUAU